UCGAAGCGAAGCUCACAAAAUGUCACUUCGACUUGUCACUUUUUACUUGUCUACUAUAUUUUGAUUAGUAAUUUAAAUUGAAAUAAGAUCUUUUACAAACUGUAAGUUUAACAGAUGACUAAAUGAGAGUUAUCUGGUUUCAAUCGCAUUGUAUUAAUUUGCAUUACUGAGUUGUUUAGCAAAAGGAUUCCUCUAAUUAAUAUUCACCAAUGAUAAAAUCACAUUCCCCAUGUAUGGUUCAGCAUAACCUAAAAAUGGAGAAUGCUCUAAAAGAUGCUUUAAAUACCUCAACUAUGACUAGGACAGGCCACAGUGGAGGAGGAUGCAUAAAUCAGGGCGAGGCUUAUAUUACUGACAAUGGAACAGUGUUUGUCAAAAGCAACAAAAAAUCAAAGGCCCGAUUGAUGUUUGAUGGAGAGUUUGAAGGACUCAGUGCUAUCGCAGCCACCAACACAGUUGCAGUGCCUAAACCCAUCAAGGUGUUGGAUAAUCCUGAUGGAGGUGCCUGUUUGGUCAUGGAGUUCCUAGAGAUGAAAGGGCUCAGAAGAUUUUCAGCACACUUGGGCGACAGUUUGGCCAAAAUGCACCUCCAUAAUGAGUCACUGAGAAAUUCUAAGGAUUCUGGACACGUGAAGGAGUUUGGGUUUCACACACCAACUUGCUGUGGCUACAUCCCUCAAGACAAUACUUGGAAAGAGGACUGGGUGUUAUUCUUUGCGCAAAAUCGACUUGAUCACCAGUUUAGACUGCUGGAAAAAGAAAAAGGUGACAGGGAGGCAAAUGAAUUGUGGUCCAGACUUCAAAUUGUGCUUCCUACCUUCUUUAAGGAUUUAGAGAUCAAACCCUCUCUGUUGCACGGAGAUUUGUGGGGCGGAAACGCUGCUGAAACUAAGACCAAUCCAGUGAUAUUUGACCCAGCCACUUUCUACGGACAUCAUGAGUACGAUCUUGCAAUAGCUGGAAUGUUUGGUGGCUUCAAUCGAAGUUUCUAUGACGCCUAUCACAAAAUUAUUCCCAAAGCUGCUGGUUUUGAAAAUCGCCACAAACUUUAUCAAUUGUUCCAUUACCUCAACCAUUGGAACCAUUUUGGUAGCGGCUACAGGGGCAGCACUAUCUCUACCAUGAAAAGUCUUCUCAAAUGAUGUCAAAUCACAACCCUCAAUUUCACGAACUAAUCUAAUACCAGUUCCAAUUUUGAGGUGUUGUGAAUUGUGACAAAUUGUUUCAGUGGCCACUAUUGUACAUUUACCCAUUCUCUUUACCAUGGGAAACAGCUUUGAGCUAUUCAUUCAAUGAAAAUGUGCACUACAUAACGAGUCUUUCACUGCUGUUAAUUGUUUAAUAUUUGUAUCAUUUUAGUGGGCUAUGCUUUAAAGAGUAAUACCUAACAUUUGAGUGUCAUCUAAAAUGACAAUAUAUUUUUAAGUAUACAUGGAUUUUGUAUAGUUUACCUACACCAUAGCAAUCAUUUUGUGGGUAUACCCUAAUUAAUUAUGAACCAACUAAUUACAUGUCCUUAACUUUGUUUUUAAACACCAUGUGCUUACGGCUGAGGAUAGUAGGAGGGUCAGAACUGGCAUAGCAACUUUUCCUAUACUUGACAUUACCGCAUGAACCUGGCAAAAAUUAGAGGAAAUGAAUGUGUAUAAAAUUUUUUUAAUUUCUUUUCCUUGUAAUAUCUUUGAGAUAUAAAACAGAUUGUUAGAAAAAUACUCUUCACUGUUACAUGCAACAUAUAUUUUACAUACCGUAGGUUUUUAAAAGUUUUUAUCGUUGAUCUUCUUGAAUAAGCAAGCCUUUGUCUAGAAAAUAACAGACCAUAUAGUAGGCUUCGUCUCUGAAUGCUGUUUGUUAUUGGGCUGUUCUAUGAGUAAAUUUAGUGCAUUAAUAUAACACGCACACAAUGCAAAUAUCAAAUAUCCCAUAAAGCUCAUGUCUAUACUUAAACUAAAUUAAGAGUUAGCUUAACAAUCGAUACACAAUAAGUAUUGUGAUGAGUAAAGAGUUAUAGUAAUCAUAAAAAUUAUCUGUGUUUAUUUGAACUUUAUAAUGAUUGUCUCAAUUGCUUGGGUUUCUUUAGAUCAGUUUUCUCACUGAAUGAUUCCUGUGUAAAGUACUUACAGUAGAAACCUACUUAUCGGACCUCAGCUAGUCUGACUACUUGCUUAAUCUGACUGUGCCAUCGCCUAUUGGUGAAAUGUCAUUGCAGUUGUAUUGUGACUAUCCUGUAAAUCGGAUACCUCUCGAACACAGGGAACAUCAUCAUCGUCUCACAUGAUCACGGUAACUUUAUUGCUGUUAUCUGCGAUUGUGGCAGACUCCAGAAUAUCUCCUGUAGUGACUACAUUAUCUUUUGCGAUCAUAGAAAAUUAUUUAUUGUCGGAAACAUCAUCAUUUAUUCCCAGAGCAUGACAAAAUAUUGAAGGUCUCUCUUGACCACAGGAUUGUCCAUGAUCACGGAAAAAUCCUAGACAAAUCUCACAGUAAUCCUGAAAAUGCUGCUCCCCGGAUAAUUAAACCCUUUUACUGUUCCUGAUACGUCCCAUAUACUUCCCAUACUACUUCCCAUGAUACUUCCCAGUCACGUAGGUGACGGAUAAAUGAGGUUGUACUAUACUUUAAAAUUGUCAAUUUAAAUUUGUACUUUUUAUUGAUGCUGCAUUUAAUUAAAGAUGUCCUGUUAGUAGCUUUAUUUCACUUUUUAAUGGCUAGUUUUGAGUUUUUGCAGGGAAAUAUAUGAGCUUAAUAUUACUACUAGCUUCUAUAAAAUUAGAUAAGGUUUUAAGAGUAUUGUAAUUUUGGUUUUUGUAGUUAGCUUGACAGAUCUAAAGCUGAUGAUUUGCAGUUGUGUACGAUGUCAAUAAAAGCCUAUAUAAAUAUAUAUAUUAUAAUUUUGGCAGUGAGGAAAAUCCAAGGUUAAUACAUAAUAAUCAAACUAUUUCAAGAACAUAGUAAUGUGAAAUAAACUUACUUGUGUAAAUUGGAGACAGGUUUUGUUUAUCUGCAUUUAAAUAUACAAAUGUAAAAACAAGUACUAGCUUGCCCUAUAAUAAACUCUAAUAGCACUUCUAAACAGCAUAAAAAUAAUUAACUGUCUAAGUAAAAAAUAGAGAUUGCCAAGUUUCAAAAAAUAUUGUUUGUAUCUGUAGAAGAGAUAAGGAGCUAAUUUUUACAGAAAAAAUGUACGUAUUCAAAUGCCUCCAUUUGUGGUUGAUAUCAAUGCAAAUUAAAGAAACUAACUUAUUAUUUUUCAAGGAAAAGUAUAGAAUAGCUAAAGGUCUGUCAACACUAAACGCUUGUUUGCCUUUUAAAGAGCUAUUCAGCAUUUUUGUUAGUAUCAUAGCCACAUUUUUAUGGUGUCUUACAUUCUAUUAUAUGCAACCUAGACUAAUAGAUACCUUUAACAAUCAUGAACUCCCCUUAUUUGUACAUUUUAAAAUGAAUAUUUAUUUUUAAAACCUGUCUAGUUUUGUAUUUUUUUUUUAUAUGUUGAGUUGGUGAUAUUUUAAUGCUGUGAUAUUUUACUUUAACUUAAAUGACAGUUUACUGUACAUGAGUACUAUUAAUGAGGUACGCAGACUUUGUUUAUUUUGUUGUUACCAGUAUAUUAAGUUUUAUUGUUGUUCUUAAAUAUAACAUAUAACUUAAUAAAGUAGGACUAAGUUUG
Macrosteles quadrilineatus (aster leafhopper) is the source of this 3667-nucleotide messenger RNA. Its product is annotated as ketosamine-3-kinase-like. NCBI's taxonomy places the organism in Eukaryota, Metazoa, Arthropoda, Insecta, Hemiptera, Cicadellidae. The transcript has 6 exons. The record is from RefSeq and is a predicted model, not a curated record. Bases 210 to 1142 code for a protein of 310 amino acids.